Cutaneotrichosporon oleaginosum is the source of this 1985-nucleotide messenger RNA. RefSeq lists its product as uncharacterized. Gene Ontology annotation, cellular component: endoplasmic reticulum. NCBI's taxonomy places the organism in Eukaryota, Fungi, Basidiomycota, Tremellomycetes, Trichosporonales, Trichosporonaceae. The record is from RefSeq and is a predicted model, not a curated record. Gene Ontology annotation, biological process: GPI anchor biosynthetic process. Gene Ontology annotation, molecular function: hydrolase activity.
CCCCCCAAAUCGCGCGGCACCCAGCGCCUCCCAACGUCCACAUUCCUUUCCUUGCGACGCGCCCAUGACAUAUGCGCCGCGUUCGCCCAACAUCGGCGGCCUCCAGCCACGGCCCCGCCGUUCCCGCCUUCUCAGCCGAACGACACAGCUCCUCGCCCUUAGAUUUGGUUGGGUCGUCGUCGUGAUCUGGUACGAGGCCGGCGAGUUCUUCAGCUCGCUUUCGAGCUGCCGCUUCCCCGAUUCCAAGCUACGACAGGUCUCGGGCACGGACCCAACUCAUGUCGUUCUCGUCGCCGAUCCGCACGUGCCGCAUCCCAUCCUAUCACACCCAGAAAACGCUCGACCAUGGGUCAACAGCGUGCGCCAGCAUAUGGAGGAGCUGUUCAUGCGCAAGAGCUGGAACGUCGUCCGCCGCUUGGGACGCAUUGACGCAGUCGUCUUCCUUGGUGACAUGCUCGAUUGGGGACGAGGGAAUCUCUCAGAUCAAGAAUACGAGGAUUAUUAUCAGCUCUUCCUUUCGAUCUUUACGUUACCCCAGGACGUCAAGACGUACUAUAUUCCCGGAAACAACGACAUUCCCCUGGCGCGGACGAGCCGAUACUUCUCCCCUCUUGCUCGGCAGCGCUACGUUGAACACUUUGGCGCACCCAACCAAGUUGUUAACAUUUCUAACCACUCGCUCGUUCUGCUUGAUGCCAUCGGGCUUGUCGAGGAAGAUUACCGCCGUUAUGCGUCAGAGGUACAAUUUGGCGAGUGGGACGGCGUCCGCGGCGGGGUCAUUGAGUUUGUCAAGAAGGUCGGCCAAGAGCGCCCCCCAUCACCAAUUCUUGUCUCGCACAUCCCGCUCGCACGCCCCGAGUCGGCAACAUGCGGCCCACUAAGCGAGCACGGCCGCAUUCUUAAAGGCGUUGGACCAGGAUACCAGAACCUGUUGGGGUCUGAGACGAGCCGCUUCCUGCUCAAUGAGAUCAAACCCGACAUUGUUUUCAGUGGAGACGACCACGACUAUUGCGAAAUAUCCCACGGCGGUCGCAUCAGGGAGGUGACUGUCAAAUCGUUUAGCUCAAACGCAGGCGUUCGCCGCCCCGGUCUCCAGCUUCUGUCCCUUGUCCCACCACAACCUGGAGAAGCAGGCAUCGCCGAUGUUCCCUGCAUCCUCCCUGAUCAGUUGGGCGUGUACCAGCGCGUCUACGCCCCGCUCAUUAUCCUCACAUUUAUCUAUCUCUUUUACAUGAACAUUCGCGCAGCAUGGUCGCGCACACACCGCCUCUCCGAGAAGAGUCGGCUCCACAUCGUCGAGGAGAAGCUUGAGCGCCCGGUGCCGCUCACACUUCCUUCUCGGCGAUCGGCACAGCAUUUGCAGACGUUGACGAUGACUAGGGAACGGCACAGUGGCGCAGGUCUAUCACCAGGCCCGUCGGCACCAGCGUCUCCGAUCGCGAGCCCUCGCUUGGGGUUGCACGACGAUGAUGACACGCACUCGCCGUCUCUCUCGCGCCGCUCCAGUUAUGGCGCCGACUUGAACCACGCCGACUACCCCACCCCGCGGAGGAGUGCUAGCGGCGGCCUCUUGCCUCUUCCGAACAACACGCAGACGCCUCGCCGGGUUGUCACGCUCCCGCGCAUGAUGAGCGCGAGCGAGUGGGCGUCCGCUGCAAAAGCCAAGGAUAUGAGUGUACUCAGCCUUGUGGCUGACCAGAGCCGGGGGCCGAUCCACCGUGCCAGGAGUUUCGCGCGCUGGCUAUGGCGGACGCGCCACAGCGUUAUUGUGCGCAGCACAGGUGACAUGCUCGGCAUUGCGUUGCCUGCUAUAUUAGUGUGGUGUCUUCUGAACGCCAUGUUUGCGGGGUGGCUCUUCUAGCACCAAGCAAAGGACAUUAUGGACAAACGUCGCCUGUAAGCAUGACCAAUAUGUAGUCUUACUGUUCUGAGGGACGUUGGAGAUGUACGGACGGGGGGCUUAUGCAUUCACGAGUAGUUAUGUC